Messenger RNA from Aspergillus affinis, 615 nucleotides. RefSeq lists its product as uncharacterized. The transcript is spliced from 2 exons. NCBI's taxonomy places the organism in Eukaryota, Fungi, Ascomycota, Eurotiomycetes, Eurotiales, Aspergillaceae. The record is from RefSeq and is a predicted model, not a curated record. Bases 1 to 615 code for a protein of 204 amino acids.
AUGCGAGGUUUCCCCGGCAACGUUGAGCCUGUUGUCAAGACCACUGCAGCCAUCAUUGUAUCGUUUUUCAUGAGUCGAGAUCACGCGCACCGUAUUUUGAAGUGGCUGGACGCUAUUGUCCCGGUGCCCGACAUUCAAUCGUCCGAGCGACCAUGCAAGCGUCUGAGACUGGAGAACAACGAGUAUGUCCAUGACGAGUACUCUGGACAGAUAUUGAAUGGAGAUCGAGCAACACGACUUCGAUCGCCCCCAGAAUCUGGUUCAGGUUCUGUGCCUUUGUUAUCUAAAUUGCCGAACAUGCCGCCAGCGCGCCGCACGAACCAGACCGACCGCAUGCGAGAUACCCUACCGGAGGAAGAUGACGAAGGACAAGAGCACGGACAAGUGUCGAGCGGUUCAGGCCUUCAAGUAGAGCUCACCCCUCGCCCUGCUCGUCGGAAAGCUUCUGCGAUGGACAAAGGCGCCCCGACCUCCUUGGUUACCCUCUACCUCAAGCCGAUCAUCAUCAAAGGCCUCGUCCAAGGCUUCGAAAAUCACCCGCAACUCAUCCCCCACCAAGCGGCUGCGCAAUGCAGAGCUCGAGAAGACCGGAUUUUCGAGAGCGGACCUCUGUAA